AUGUGUCACGACCUUUUGCUUGCCUAUGGAAGACGUCAAUUCAGGAAGCUUCAGGCUCUCCCGAGCGAAAUCCACAUCUUAUGUCCGCGGCAACAUGACGACGACCACGCGCGAUACGAUGACCUGAACGAGAAGCACGAGUCAGGAAGAAGCGUCGCGGAAUUGGUGGCCGAAGCCAAAGAACGCAGAGAAGAGUUCCUCUCUUGCAUGCGGAUUCUGGCGUAUAACGAGGAAGUUGAGGAGUUACAAAAAUGGAUUUGGCAAAAGAUCGAUGACGCGCUGGAAAGGUGUGACCUCUGCAUCAAACAAUACUAUAUCGGAAAGAUAUGGCUCAUGGAACAACUGAAGGAACAGUAUGACGAUGAAGACAUCGAAAAGUUUUCUCGCAUGCUCGAUGAAUGUGACAUCAAACGGAUAAAGAGAAACUUGUCGACAGCUACUGCUACAUUACGACCAUUGCCACCAGAUCAGAUUGGGCUACACGUGCUUGACAGGGCGUCGUUAUUAUCCAUAUUCGAGACAUUGAGUUGCGAUGCUAUGCUGCGCAAUGACAGCUUGCUGACAGAACAUUUUGAUGAGCCUUUCAGGUUAAUUCAGACCAAACGCACUCUCAAGGUCUCCGACUACAUCCCAGCAGUCACUCGUUUUCUCUUCAGUACCAAUCAAGGCCGCAGCUUCUGGGCCAUUCAUUCUUGGAUGCGGUACCAGCGACCUCCGACUGCGACGGAAUUUGACUGGGCAAUUAAGGAAGGACUCCUUGAUGCGUUAAGGGUGGCGUCUCAACAAGGGCAGAUAGCCGCGGUCCAGCGGCUCUGGCGUGGCAUGCAGCUUAUUACCAAAAGGUUGGAUAAGGAGCAAAUCACACACAGUCUACGCGCUCUCGAAAUUGAUCCUUGUCGUCUCUCCGUCGAACACCUUGCCAUCCAAUCCCCUAGCUUGCGUUUCACCCUUAACACCGUCCAAAUCUUCCUAGAAAAGGCACCGGGAGAUUUCUGGGACGCAAUGCAAACAAUAUCGCCACAGGCCAUCGUUGAAGUUGUUUUCUAUAACCCCCAAUUAGAGGCGUUCCUCAUGCAAGCUACGGAGGGUGAGGCCUACGAGAAAUCAGCUAUGAAGGAUAUGCUAUCAUGGGUCAACCCGUUCAUGUCAUCUCUGAAAGGGCCUCAUCAGCCUACAGCAUGCAGAUCUCUUGUCUACCAACUCAUUGAUCGGCUGCAGGAUCAGCGUUUUCCGAACUUAGCGAGGUAUCACUGCUUCGAUGUCGGUCUGCUCAGUCUGCUCCAUACGCUUCGCAGUUUUACCGAUCAUGAAUCAUCAAGAGAAUCGGUAGCACGCGUUGUUCUAUCCGAGACCUUAGGGGUUGUGAGCGAAUACAUCAAUACAAUUCUCAAGCCUCCGCAAUUUGCUGUCGAGCAGGGGCGACAGCGUGCAAUCAAGUCACUUUGCAUGGAUGUCAUUCGCAACACAUUAGCGUUGGAGUGUCAGUCUCUCAAGAGUGAUUACGAAGUUAUCCUCAAGCAUGGUGCUCUUCAGCAUGGUGUGAGCACAUAUUCUUCCCACAUCUGGGAUGCUGUCAUUAUACACCUUCAUGAAGAUGAUUUAGCUCUAUCGACAUCUGCGCUGCUUGGCAUCUUACCGCUGGUUGGCCUAGAGAAAUUUUCCUUGAAAGAAGGGACGAAGCCGGAGAAGACACAUUUUAACACCAUAUAUGGGCAUCUUACUCAUAUCUCGUGCCAAAUUAUCGAAAGGCUGGCGGAUUUCAAACCAGAACACCUUGACGAGCUUUUCAAGAGCCAAGACACUGGUAGUGCUCUUGUAUCUACUCUCUUCGCAGCUGAUCAUAAUACCUAUCAAGCCGCUGUGGACCUGAUCAAAAAUGUCAGCGGUCAGUCUGCUCGCAGAGAUGCAAUCUCCCACCUACUACAGUCUUUUUUUACCACGACAAUGUACGGGCUAAGCUGGUCCUUCCGAAGAAUAUCCAACAUGAAGACGUUCGCCUCGGCUCCAAGAAUGAUACAUACUGGUACAGACAUUGUGGACAUACUCUGUGAUACCCAGACUGGUAUCCUCAGAGCUCGCAAGCUUGUUGAUCGUCGGGAGACGCUAUCUCUUCAAAAGCUCUGGGAGUACCUCUGGCAGGCUUUGACAACCAUCUUUGACGAAACGGAGGAGUGGCAUCGACGAGGUAACGACAAAGCGGUGAUGCUGGAAUUUUGCCGCGACAGUAUCCAAUUCGCCGAUCUUUUGUUUAGUCAAUAUGGCGUGUUUUUGAGCGCCGUUAUUGACGCGAAUCCUUCCCAAGAGGCUGCCGCUCGUGAAAACUUCCUUAAGCCUCCGACGGCGACAAUGAGUGGGAUGGCCAAGUGGCUUCGGCUCAAGGACGAGUAUCUUGCAACGACAUUGGUUGGGCUUGUGUCUAAGAUUCUCCGCCGCCUGGGCGAACUGGAUGUCACUACGUUGAAACAAGACGCUCUAGACUUCAUUGAGGGUGUCGCGGUCAAAAGUACCGUCAAGACGAUCAUUACUCCUCGGGAAAAGGCCGAGCUUGUGAGAGCUCUGGAGGCAUACUACAAGAAACCCGUGGUCACUGCGUCUACUGCUAGCCUCAAGAAGCAAAGUAUGAUUACGGCGUUCACUCAACCAGCCGACACUUCAGCUUCGCCAAGUCCUUCAAAAGCGACCGAUGAAUUCGACGAAAGCGAUAUCUCAGACAGUGUUCUGCUUCAACUGUCCCGGUCUGUUGAGCUAAGCAAAGAAAGAUUUGGGGCAGCCGAAGCUAAACGAAGGGCAGAAAAGCCUAUUGCAAAGCCACUUUCUGUUACGCCCAAGCCGGUUGCCUCUCCGGCUCCGUUGAAAUCGAACUUGGCUAUUCAAUCCUUCCGCGAGAAACGAGAGAAAGAAAGAGAAGCCAAAAAGAAGCGUGACCUUGCCGAAUUGGCACGUCUGAAGAAGAGCGCUCCAACUGGCGUCGCGGAGCAGACGGCCAUGCAAGGUUCUGCCAUUAGUGGGCUUGGGGUCCGAGGCAAGGACCACUCCGCUCCUGCUGAUAGUAUGAUGGUAUCUUCUGGCUCCGAGUCCGAGUCUGAAAGCGAAGACGAACUUGAUAGGGAACUCUUUGGACCUAGAACAAGCUCAAAACCAGACGCCGUGAAGGCCUACGAAGAGAGCAAGAAGAAGUCAUUGAAGAUACAAGGCCCCGUCAAGAAGAUCAAGCAAGUGCGCUCUGCGAAGGAUAUGCGUGCUCGACUAGCUCCGGACCUUUCAUCUUUGCACCGUACUCUUCUGGCUUGGGAUUUCUUUGCGAGCGGCGAUCUACCUACCAACUCGGGACGCACGGAUUAUACUCUUGUGUCUAACGCCUUCCGAGACCCCAUUGAGUAUCAGAGGACUUUUGAGCCUCUUUUAAUCCUUGAAGCUUGGCAAGGCUUUCAAGCCUCGAAAGAAGAAGGGGGCUUCAGGUCUUUUGAGAUCAAGGUCGCAACCCGUCUGUCUGUAGACUCUUUCGUGGAAGUCAGCACGAAUAUGCCUGGGAUGGACGCCAAAGACACCGGUGUCUUUGAAGCGGAUCUGGUCUUGCUCUCCAAAGCGAAUAACCCUACAAAUAAUCCGUCCGCACCUCACUGUUUAGCCAGGGUUGCUAAUAUCACCCGGAAGAAGGGGAUGGUUGAGGUUUCUUACAGGGUCAAUCCUGGUCAUCCUUUCAUCAACACACUGAGCCCUGGUGCAACAAUUUUUGGAGCAAAGAUUACGUCCUUAACGCCGCUUGAGCGUGAAUUCGGUGCUCUUAUGGCUCUUCAAUACUACGACCUUUGCGAAGAGAUUGUCAGAGCCAAGCCCUCGCCUAUUCUCAACUACUCGGAUGCGAGUCUCAACCCUAUUGCGGAUAACUACAACGUCAACCCUGCUCAGGCAAAAGCUAUAAAGUCUGCUAUGGACAAUGAUGCGUUUACCUUGAUCCAGGGACCUCCAGGUUCCGGAAAGACAAAGACCAUUGUGGCUCUGGUGGGUGCCCUUUUAACAAACGCCCUUAAAGACCAAGGGAUUGCGAUAGCUCGCCCCAUAGCGGCAAACAACGCAAGGCCCGCAGCACGGACAACGACCUCGAAGAAGCUCCUCGUAUGCGCGCCUAGUAACGCUGCCGUUGAUGAGUUGGUUAUGCGAUUUAAAGAGGGCGUCAAGACAAUCCACGGUCGUCACGAGAAACUGUCAGUUAUUCGUCUAGGAAGGAGUGAGGCAAUCAACACUAACGUCCUGGACGUUACUCUCGACGAACUAGUCAAUGCUAGACUGAAGCAGACUUCCGGCGAAAAAUCAGGCGAAACAGAUCUACAGAAGAUCUACAUGGAGCACAAGGCUGCAGACACAGCGUUUAAAGAAGCUCGCUCGAGAAUGGACCAGUGCAGAGCGCAAGGCCUUGCCGCCCCUGAAGAGCUACAGCGCGAGUUCGAUCUGCUCAAAAAGAAGAAGACGCAACUGAGUCACCAAAUCGAUAAUGCCAGAGACAAGAAUCACUCUGCGGCCCGCGAUGCCGACCUCAAUCGAAGACGGAUCCAGCAGGAGAUUAUUGACGGGGCCCAUGUCAUUUGCGCCACGCUCAGCGGUAGCGGACAUGAGAUGUUCCAAAACUUGAGCAUCGAAUUCGAGACUGUUGUGAUUGACGAGGCAGCCCAGUCCAUCGAAUUGAGCGCCCUCAUUCCCUUGAAGUACGGAUGCUCCAAAUGCAUUCUUGUUGGAGACCCGAAGCAGCUGCCACCUACAGUUUUAUCAAAGGUCGCGUCAAAGUAUCAGUAUGAACAGAGUCUCUUCGUCCGCAUGCAAGCGAAUCAUCCCAACGAUGUCCAUUUGCUGGAUACCCAGUACCGUAUGCAUCCAGCGAUCAGCAUGUUCCCGCGUACAGCGUUCUACGAAGGCAGGUUACAAGAUGGUCCGAAUAUGGCUAAGCUGCGUACUCGCCCUUGGCAUCAAAGUGAGCUCCUCAGCCCGUACCGAUUCUUUGACGUGCAGGGUCUCCAUCAGAGUGCACCAAAGGGCCACUCAUUGGUCAACUUGGCAGAAUUGAAAGUUGCCAUGCAACUCUAUGAGCGCCUUUUGAAGGAUUUCCGGGAAUACGACUUCACCGGCAAGAUUGGUAUUAUCACUCCGUAUAAAGGACAGCUAAGGGAGUUGAAGAACCAAUUUGCUAACAAGUACGGGAAUGCUAUUUUCAACAUGAUCGACUUCAACACUACGGAUGCUUUUCAAGGUAGGGAAGCUGAGGUUAUUAUUUUCUCUUGUGUCCGGGCUUCAAACAAAGGAAUUGGUUUCUUGUCCGAUAUCCGUCGUAUGAAUGUCGGUCUGACCCGCGCGAAAUCCUCGCUUUGGGUUCUUGGUAAUUCGCAAUCGUUAGUUCAGGGAGAAUUCUGGAGAAACCUGAUUACAGACGCCCGCCAGAGAAACGUCUACACUAAUGGCGAUAUCCCGAGAAUACUUGAGAGGCCGCAAUUUACUGGUUAUAAGAAUGUGGAGAUGGCGGAAGCCGAAUCUCCAGGGCCUUCAAGAGCCCCUUCCGCUUCGUCUAUUUCUCGACCACCCUCAAUCUCACUUGAGAACCUCCCUUCCGAAUCACCCGUCUCUGCAGCUGCGUCAGGAACAGGCACACCGAUUAAUAAACCGGAUGGACCAUCAGGUGGCGGCAACGGUUUGGACGAGACGCGCAACUGUGGAAUUUGCGGUAGCUUCGCUCAUAUGACUCAGAAUUGCGAUAACGAGGAGUCGAAGGAAAUGGCUCGCGGCAAUACUACCUGCUUCAGAUGCGGCGAGGCCGGCCACACUAAGUUCAACUGCACGGCAGAACGUUGCAGAGAAUGUGGCCAAUUCGGCCACAGUUCGCAUACUUGCCGCUCAACCAAGGUCCUGCCCAAGCAUGAAAAGGCCAAGAUAGCGAGGGAGGAACUACACCAUUCCCGUAAUCAAACACAGCGCGUCGAAAAGCAGCGGCUGAAACAAUUGGGUGGCCACGAUCCCAAAGUGCCUACUAUCGCGGUCUCCACGAACAAGCCGAAGCCUCAGGGCCCCGACGGCUCUGGCAAGCGCAAACGUACAGAUUCGCCAUUGUCUGAUGGAUCGAAAGGCCCUCGGCCGGGCAAGAAUAACCAGGGUGCACCUCCAAAUGCGCCAAAUGGCCCGAAGAGUCAGCGGCGGAGGGUCGAAGCAAAUAUUCCACCUCCAAGCACAGAGAAUCUGAUGAAGCCUUCGCGCGAUGGGCCAGCGUACGCUCCGUUAAGCAGUAGCAAAUCAAUCGGUGGUCCGCAGACAGGCCCAGGUCCCACGAAUCUUCCUCCUCGGCCACCACCACAGCGACCAGGGAACGGAGUGCGACCGCCGCUACCGCCCAUGCGCAAGAAGAAAGACGCCGACCCAUUCAUACGGCCGAAGCGUCGAUAG
Messenger RNA from Aspergillus mulundensis, 6423 nucleotides. Its product is annotated as putative tRNA-splicing endonuclease. Gene Ontology annotation, cellular component: nuclear body. Bases 1 to 6423 code for a protein of 2140 amino acids. The record is from RefSeq and is a predicted model, not a curated record. The transcript has 4 exons. Gene Ontology annotation, biological process: termination of RNA polymerase II transcription. Lineage: Eukaryota; Fungi; Ascomycota; Eurotiomycetes; Eurotiales; Aspergillaceae. Gene Ontology annotation, molecular function: zinc ion binding; helicase activity; transcription termination site sequence-specific DNA binding.